This is a messenger RNA of Pyrenophora tritici-repentis Pt-1C-BFP, 294 nucleotides long. RefSeq lists its product as uncharacterized. Lineage: Eukaryota; Fungi; Ascomycota; Dothideomycetes; Pleosporales; Pleosporaceae. The record is from RefSeq and is a predicted model, not a curated record.
AUGCGUUUCUCAACCAUCAUCGCCGCCACCAUUCUCGGUGCUGCAAACAUGGCCUACGCCGGCCACAACUGCAAGUGCCAGGACCCAUCUGGCACUGGCCCCCAAUGGGACGGCCUCACCCAGCAAGUCUGCAAUGAGCAGUCGGCUAGCCAGAACCUUAUCUGCGGAACCAACAUCAUUUACCAUCCCCAGGAGCACCAUCAGUGCACUAGCUCCCUCAACUGCCUUAACAGUGGCGCUUUCAACGACCGUUGCCGUCAGCUUGGCGCUCCUGGUGCUUAUUGCUGGGGCUAG